Molecule: messenger RNA, 2109 nt
Organism: Lodderomyces parapsilosis
Lineage: Eukaryota; Fungi; Ascomycota; Pichiomycetes; Serinales; Debaryomycetaceae
Gene: MIG1
Product: transcription factor
Exons: 1
Coding region: 1-2109 (702 amino acids)
Cellular component (GO): nucleus; cytoplasm
Molecular function (GO): RNA polymerase II cis-regulatory region sequence-specific DNA binding
Source: RefSeq, a predicted model, not a curated record
AUGACAACACCACAACUAACAAUAAAGGAAAAGAAGAAUAAGGAAGACAGACCUUACAAGUGCACAUUUUGUGACAAGGCAUUUCAUCGUUUAGAACAUCAAACAAGACAUAUUAGAACCCACACUGGAGAAAAACCUCAUGCUUGUACAUUUCCUGGGUGUACCAAACGUUUUAGUAGAUCAGAUGAGUUAACUAGACACUUGAGGAUACACAACAACCCAUCAUCAAGAAAAAGAAAGAGCAAGAAUGAUGACAAUAGCAACCUCAAUAUGGUGCAACCUAUUCCUAUUAGUGUACACCCUGACCAUUCACAAAAAGUGCAACCACAUCCGCUUGCAAUGAGCCAUUAUCCUGCCGGUGUUCCUCAUCCACCUGUAUCGGUUUCAGUUGAUAGUAACGGUAAUACGAUUUAUCAUCAACCAUAUCCCGUGUAUAUAGUACCCCAUGCUAAUGGGUAUAUGCAGCCAGUGGUACCCCAUCCACAAACACAAACACAACCAGUGAAUCCGUCACAGCAACAGCCGCAGCAACAGCAACAGCCGCAGCAACACUUUCAAUUAACUCCCGAGUCAUCAGUUUCUCCAGCACUGGCUCUACAUCAUCAACAACAACAGCAACAACAACAGCAACAACAACAGCAACAACAACAACAGCAACAACAACAGCAACAACAACAACACGUGAGCAGAGAACCCACACCAUUGAGUAAAGUAUCCAUUCGUGAACCCAUACCUUCACAUUAUCAACAACAAGGAUCUGCUAUAUUUUCAAUCCCAUCUUCACCAACCAACAUGCAAAAUAACGGGACAGGGUAUCCACAAAAAGUCGGUACCAAUACGCAGGACAAUAACUCAAGCAUGCACCAGUUCCAUCAUCACCAUCACCACAAUCAACGUCCCGCUUUAAGUUCGCGAACAAUAUCAUCUGAUGCUAUAAGGUCAUACAACUUGAGUCAUAGCAGUAAUCCGGUGAAUGUAUCACCCCCAUUCCCACAACGUCAUUACCAACACCAGCAUCAACAUCAACAACAACACUUUAGCAAUAAUCCAAAUCUACUGAAGUCACAAUCUUCUUCCAGCAUACUAUCGGAAAACCAACGAGUGUUUAGUAAUCCUGAGUCUUCGAUACAAUCAUUGGGUACAUCUCCAGACAGCGAUGCUUCAUAUUCAUCGUCUGCAGCCAUGCCACCAUCUUCGCAACAUCAAUUCAGUGGUACUACCACUGCAACCCCAUCUGCUGCCACUACUGCUGUUCCAUCAUUCAGCAACCUUCAUGAAUAUUUCCAACAAAAGGGCAACAACAGCAGUGGACACAGGUUAUUCAAUGGCAAUUCGUCAUCAUCAACUUCACUUUCUUCGUUAAAUAGUAAGAUUAGAUCGUCCAAUUCAUCAACAAACUUGUCUAAUCUUUCCAGCUUGACGAGAAUGACACCAUUGAAAUUCCCAACUAGUGCAACAAUGACCAAAUCUCAAAGUCGAUCCAAUUUAAACAUUCCAAAGCAACCUUCAUCAACAUCAUUAAAUUUGGAAUUUUACAAUAAUCCAAAUGGCGGUGGCAGCUCCACUGGAUUGAACCAUGUGUCUAAGAAAUCAAGACCAAAUUCACCAGUGCUUUUAUCAACCACUACGCCCAAUCAUCCAUCGUCAGUUCAUUUGAGUGGUGCUAAUGCCCGUAAAUUCAACUCGAGUUUUAUAAUAUCACCCAGUGAGACUCCAUUACAAACACCUAGUCAAUCACCCCAACUACAUGCAGAGGAAGAACAAGAAGGCUCGGUUGAUGUUUCACAACCCAGUCAGUUUUCAUUACAAGAUAAUACCAACAAAAGUGAUAAUGGUGAAGAAUCAAAAAAGAUACCUCAAGUUGAUGCAUCAAUUCUGAAAUCGGAUGAUAGUAUAGCUACUACUGGUACACAAUUACCUCCUAUCAGGUCAGUCUUGAGUUUUACUUCUUUGAAAAAUAUGCCUAAAGCUACUAGCAGCAAUGAGACUACUGAUAGGGGGGAUGAAGGUAACUCAAGUCAAGAGUCUGUUGUAACGGAGAAAUUGACAAACAAUGCAAAUAACAAUAUGGCUACUACGGCGAUGAGUGUCAGUAAUUUGUUGAGCUAG